UCCCGAUUGCAUCGAAAUUCUAGGCGUGACGAAUGGCGGCUCCACCGAUGAAAGCAAUCAAGGAGUAAUUGCUUUGAAACAAACCUUGGAGUCACAUGUUGACCAAAUAGUCACUGCGGUUCUCAAACCACGCCGUAUUGACAACUUUACAGUGGGUGAACGAGUGUUUAACGUCAAUGUUUUGAACAUGUUUAAUCCUUCGAACAUCUUGACCUUGAAUGUAAAGGCCACUCUUACAUUGUUUGAGCUAAAAUUCGAUCGCCUCAUUAAAGGAGAACUCGUUUUGCCCGUUCUUUAUCAUCCUUAUCCUCCGUCGGAUCUUCCAUGUGAUGCCUGGUUCACGAUUGUCAACGUCAGUGACCAAGACGUACGAUUUGAGAUCGGCGUGGAACUUGCUCCAGACGUACAGAAUUUUGUUAAGGUCGAAGUUCUUUCCAGGUUUUCAAAUUCACCUUUAGUAGGUGGAGUCUCUAUAAGCGGCCACGGAUUUAUAGAGGUUAGAGUGCGAGCUUAUCCCAUCGUAAAUAUUCGCAUUCCUCGUGAAUCAUCUUAUUUGACCAACAAUGAUGGGGUGACUUUUGGUAAACUUCUGGUUGCUACAAAACAAAUUAAUGAAGAUGAUAGUGUUCAAAGGGAUGCAAAAAACAUACCCAUACGCGGUUUCAUCGUGGAGUCACCGACCUUUUCCAUAUCACCAAAGAAUAUUUUAUUCAAAACGGCCUGGUCUGCUCCAGAAAUCGACGGUGAAAAGUGUGAUAUUGAUGAUAAAGAAUCACCAAAUCACGCUGGUGGUAAACUCGCAUCAAAACCUGAAGCAAAUUUGCAGGCGACCAAGGAUUUAAAAGAUUGGCCCGCUCAAAGAGAUACGAUCGUGAUAGUCAACCAUUCUGACCAACUUCCUCUAUUAUUUAAAGUUCAAAUCGAAGGACCGAUGGAACUUUCAGCAAAGGAUAUCAUCAAUAUCUCACCCUUGGAUGAAAAUGGAUGCGGAACUGUAGAUGCUAAUCAAAAAUGUCAAUUAGAAAUUAGUCUCGUUGAUUUAACUGCAGUGGUGUCCGAAGACAUUAAAAUUCACAUAUUCGAUUUACAAUCGUUAUUAAAUCAAAAGAAAACCGUCUUUGUCAGCAUAGAAUCCGAUACAAGAGAACAUCAC
Molecule: messenger RNA, 1153 nt
Organism: Acaulospora morrowiae
Lineage: Eukaryota; Fungi; Glomeromycota; Glomeromycetes; Diversisporales; Acaulosporaceae
Source: the annotation of a GenBank genome assembly